Cucurbita pepo subsp. pepo (vegetable marrow) is the source of this 750-nucleotide messenger RNA. RefSeq names its product iron-sulfur assembly protein IscA, chloroplastic. Gene Ontology annotation, cellular component: chloroplast stroma. Gene Ontology annotation, biological process: iron-sulfur cluster assembly. Lineage: Eukaryota; Viridiplantae; Streptophyta; Magnoliopsida; Cucurbitales; Cucurbitaceae. The record is from RefSeq and is a predicted model, not a curated record. Gene Ontology annotation, molecular function: iron-sulfur cluster binding; protein-macromolecule adaptor activity.
GACCUCACGAUCCCAAUUGACAAACAUUUCCGAGAAGUUAAAGGCGGCGAAACGCAUAUUGACCGGUCGCCGUUCCCGUUCGCCGGUUGAAUCACGGCAUCACAACGGGCUUCCCCUAUGGCGUUCUCUUCGGUUCCCAUGAAAUGCCCUUCUGUUCUUCAUCUGCGAGUUCUUCCUAAAAGUUCUGCAAAGCGAAGUUCAAUUUCCUUUCCAUAUUUACCUACGAAAAUCAGCCAUAGGAAUUCCUUAUCAAUUCGAUCGGUUACAGUCCCUGCUGCUCCAACAUCUGAGGGUAUAGCUCCGGCUAUCUCAUUAACAGAUAAUGCACUGAAACACUUUAACAAAAUGAGAACUGAACGUAAUGAAGACUUGUGCUUAAGAAUUGGUGUCAGACAGGGUGGAUGCUCUGGUAUGUCCUACACGAUGGAGUUUGAGAACAGGGCAAAUGCUCGACCUGAUGACUCAAUUAUAGAAUAUAAUGGUUUUGUGAUUGUAUGUGAUCCCAAGAGCCUACUGUUCUUGUUUGGAAUGCAAUUGGACUACAGCGACGCACUUAUCGGUGGGGGUUUCUCGUUCAAGAACCCGAAUGCUACACAAACUUGUGGUUGUGGAAAAUCAUUUGCUGCAGAAAUGUAGAAUCAUCAUUUGUAUAUAUGAAUGGUUCAACAGGAACUUGAUAGUUCUAUGUUAAAGAAAACUUUGUUUUACCAUUGAUCCUAAUAGUAUACCUUCCAUUACGAGUCUUCUGUA